Messenger RNA from Diospyros lotus (date-plum), 2315 nucleotides. Its product is annotated as plant intracellular Ras-group-related LRR protein 4-like. Gene Ontology annotation, molecular function: protein binding. The record is from RefSeq and is a predicted model, not a curated record. Lineage: Eukaryota; Viridiplantae; Streptophyta; Magnoliopsida; Ericales; Ebenaceae. The transcript has 5 exons. Bases 274 to 1998 code for a protein of 574 amino acids.
AAUCUAGGAGCUAAAAUCGACUGUUUCAAAUGGAGAAAUCCAGCACUGUAGAUGUGUGUGUGUGUCCGCGCAUUUAUAUAUGUAUAUAUGUGUAUAUAUUUCGACGUGACUGAAGCUUGGGUUCGACGAAGAUACCACUACUGAGCUAUCUCACAGCAGCUGGUUUUGCUCCCGCAGAUUUGCCACCUUAAAAGCAGGAAGAGGCGAAGAUUCCCAGAUUCUAUUUGCUUUCUGGUGUUGGUGAUCCGUCGCCGAGAAGGGAUUGGAAAGGGAAUGGAUUGGUCUCCGAAGUCGGUGGACGAGGUGGUGGAGGAGAUCAUGCGAAUUCACAGAUCUCUGCCGGCGAGGCCUGGAAUUGACGAGGUUGAGGCGGCGAAGACAUUGAUCCGGAACGUGGAGAAGGAAGACCAGGCGAGGCUCGAGGCCAUUGCGAGGCAGAGGAAGACUCCCCGCGUGCCGGAAGAGCUGUUCAUGGUGUUGCAAGAGAUGCAGAAGAACUUGGUUCAUUUUCAGAGCAAGGAACAGAAGAAAGAGGCCCUGAAAUUGCUCGAUCUGGAGAACGUCCACUCGGUGUUCGACGAUUUGAUCCAGAGAGCCUCCAAAUGCCUUUCUUCGCCGUCAGAGUCAAAUUCCUUCCUAGCCGCUUACUCCGUCGCUUCUAAUUCUUCCACGGAUUCAAGCAGUUUGUCUGUUUCUAAUUCAGCUUCACUUUCACUUGGUAGUUUGAGUUCAGUUGGUACAGUUGCCGCCUCGUCUUCAGGCUCAUGCUAUGACAAAGAGCCUGCUAAACCUUCAGAACUGUUUAGCAAGGACGAUAGUUAUGUGAAAAAGGCAAAGACAACGUUCUAUACUGACGGAAUUGGAGUUGGCCUUCGAUCUGGAGAUGCUUUAAAAACCCAGAUUUUAGAUUCAUCUUUAAAAUCUCCGAGCACCUCAGGUCAAGAUGGUGAAAAAUUGAGUCUAAUAAAGCUUGCUAGUUUAAUUGAAGUGUCCUCAAAGAAAGGGACUCGGGAUCUCAAUCUGAGGAACAAAUUGAUGGACCAAAUUGAAUGGCUUCCCGAUUCAAUAGGGAAGUUGUCUAGUUUAAUCACCCUAGAUUUGUCUGAUAAUCGAAUUGUGGCUCUUCCUGCAACAAUUGGAGGCCUCUCAUCAUUGACGAAAUUGGAUUUGCGUUCAAACAGGAUUACCGAACUCCCAGAUUCCAUUGGAGAUCUCCUUACGCUGGUUUUUCUUGACUUGAGUGGGAACCGGAUAACUUCCCUGCCUGCAACCUUUGCUAGAUUAGUCCGUCUUGAGGAGCUUGAUUUGAGCUCAAAUAAUCUCCACGCACUUCCAGAGUCAAUUGGAUCACUCAUUAGUCUAAAGAAAUUGAAUGUAGAGACUAACAAUAUUGAAGAAAUUCCGCAUGCCAUUGGUCAGUGUUCCUCGCUCAGGGAGAUUCGUGCAGACUACAAUAGGCUUAAGGCCAUUCCAGAAGCUGUAGGACGAAUUGCGUCCCUGGAAAUACUGUCUGCGCGGUACAAUAACAUCAGGCAAUUGCCUACCACUAUGGCAUCCUUGUCAAAUUUGAAGGAGCUUGAUGUAAGUUUCAACGAGCUUGAAUCAGUGCCCGAGAGCUUAUGUUUUGCUACCACGCUUGUCAAGAUGAACAUUAGCAACAAUUUUGCUGAUCUUCGAUCCCUACCAAGGUCCAUAGGGAACCUUGAGUUGCUUGAAGAGUUGGAUAUUAGUAACAACCAGAUAAGAACUCUCCCAGAUUCAUUCAGGAUGCUAUCACAAUUACGCAUUCUGAAAGUGGAAGGGAAUCCAUUAGAGGUGCCGCCAAGAAAUGUAGCUGAGAUGGGAGCACAGGCUGUUGUUCAGUAUAUGGGUGAACUGGCUGCAAAGAGGGAUGCCAAAUCGCAAACAGUUAAGCAGAAAAAGAGCUGGGCUCAGAUAUGCUUCUUCUCGAAGUCAAACAAACGGAAGCGCAGUGGUGCAGACUAUGUGAAAGCUUGAUUUACCGAUUUUCACAAGAAUACGUGACAUUGUACUUCUGCUGGGAAAAUUGAGCUGUUAGUGGGCAGGAAGAAGGCUGAAUUUGAUCCUUUAUAUGGGAAUGGCUUUCUAGAUAAGGUUCUGGUCUUUGCUUAUCAAAUUGUAAAUUUUUCCCAACAUUUCAUCCUUUUCUUUUAGUUUUUUAUUUCUUUCGUUUGUUAUUGAUCUAAAAUGAGAUGUACAUUUGACUCUAAACGGCAAAGAAAGGGAAAUGUUGUAUUCAGGUUCCCUCUGCAUUUAAUCAUAAAAAAUUGGGUGAUGAUGAGUUACCUUCCUCA